Messenger RNA from Scaptodrosophila lebanonensis, 1168 nucleotides. RefSeq names its product JNK1/MAPK8-associated membrane protein. NCBI's taxonomy places the organism in Eukaryota, Metazoa, Arthropoda, Insecta, Diptera, Drosophilidae. Gene Ontology annotation, biological process: response to unfolded protein. Gene Ontology annotation, molecular function: ubiquitin protein ligase binding. The record is from RefSeq and is a predicted model, not a curated record. Gene Ontology annotation, cellular component: membrane. The transcript is spliced from 3 exons. Bases 49 to 951 code for a protein of 300 amino acids.
CAAAUUCACUGCUCAUGGAAAUAAACAAAAGGCUUUCCUAAAGAUAAAAUGUAUGAUUUUCUUGACCGAUGUCCGGGCAUGUAUUGCGGCCGCACGCAGCUCGAAAAUGGCACCUGGAGUGCUUGUGGGAGUUGCCCUCGAGGAUCACGGGUAAAUGACAGUUACGCGUGUAACACCUGUCGGGAGGACCUGACGACCUACUCCUGGCUAUACCUGGGCUUCAUGACCAUGUUGCCUCUUAUGAUGCACUGCUUCUUUAUUGAUCUAGAUGCAAAGGAUCGAAAGUUUUCACGAAAACAAUUAAUCCUCACGACCAGCGCCUUUAUUGAAGUCGCAUUGGCUGCCCUUCUGGCUACGCUUUUCAUGGAGCCAAUUUGGGAAUUGCGCCUUUUUGCAUGCGAAGUGGAAAAACUCACCGACUGGUAUACCCUCUUUUACAACCCGAAUCCAAAUUACGAGGCGCGAGUACACUGCACCCAGGAGGCGGUUUAUCCGUUGCAAACAAUCGUGCUGGUGUUUUACUUUUUGUGUCUAGUGAAUAUGUUUCUUAUUCGACCAGUCGUCAGCAUCUCGCUGGAUGUGCGCGGCAAGGCUCCGAUAUAUUCAGCACUGUAUUUUUUGCCAUUGCUAACACUUGUACAUGCAUUGGGAUGUGGUCUGAUUUAUUAUUCGUUCCCGUAUCUAAGCAUCGCCAUAUCCAUGGUAGCCAAUGCCAUACACUAUUCCCUUAAACUGGACCAGACGCUAAAGGCGCUCGUCCGAUCUACGGUGUGGGAAGUAAAGAACAUUGUCAUUAUUACUGUUCAUUGGCUACUUCUGGCCUUCGGCAUCGCCUCUUUGGACUACCAUUACGCUUUCAUGGCCGUGGUGCCCUUGCCAACGUUGUUCUACAUCCUGACCGUUCGCUUUACGGAUCCUGCCGAGUUUCGUGAGAUGGAGUCGCGUAUUUGAUGCAGCCAGCGAGAAGUUAAUUAUGAAACGCCCGGUGCACGACCGGCUAUCGUUUUCUAUGUGUAAUAAGUUUUCGUAUUGUUUAAAUUAUUGCCCACUAGUGUAAGAAUUCUCACCUUGUGAUUGGAGUGAUUGAAGAGAGAACGCAAGUUCUUUUCGUUUUAAUUAUAUUUCACAUUAAUUAUACACAUAUAAUAAUAUUAAAUACAAAUCUUCA